CUUCCGCACGGAAGUGCUUUUUUGCCGAUGGGCCCGGUUCGGACGCCUCCGCCUGCGGUGCUGGGAGCCGUGGAGGCCGCAACCAUGGGGUUGAGAGAGGGGUCUCUGGCCCCCAGAGUCGGUUGUCUCCUGCCUUCCGGACCCGGAACCCGGCUCCUGCAGCUGCCUCGGGGUGUCGCCGACCAUCCUGUCGGUCGGACCCCGGGCUCUGGGAGAGACCUGGAAGGCUGGUCGGAAGCGCUGUCGGCCGCCGUGAGCAUGCUCCGCGCAGGGGGGCUGGUCGCGGUCCCCACGGACACGCUGUACGGCGUGGCCUGCUCUGCCUGCUGCUCGGCGGCCCUCGGAGCGGUGUACAGCCUCAAGGGCCGCUGCCAGACCAAGCCAUUGGCCGUGUGCCUGGGCCGCGUGGCCGACAUCUACAGGUAUUGCCAGGUAAAAGUUCCUCGAGAGCUCUUGGAGGACCUGUUGCCUGGUCCUGUAACCCUGGUAAUGGAACGUUCAGGAGAACUCAACAAGGACCUGAAUCCUUUCACCCCACUUGUAGGUAUUCGGAUACCUGAUCACGCCUUCAUGAGAGAUUUGGUUCAGAAGUUCUCUGGACCCCUUGCCCUCACCAGUGCCAACAUUAGCUCACAGCCAAGUUCAUUGAAUGUUAAGGAGUUCCAGGAUCUCUGGCCUCAUUUGUCCUUAGUCAUCGACGGAGGACCAAUUGGAGAUGUGAAAAGUCCUGAAUGUCGACUUGGCUCCACUGUGGUAGACUUAUCAGUGCCUGGAAAGUACAGAAUUAUUCGACCAGGCUGUGCACUUACACAGACUGCAGCCAUUCUCCAGAAGAAGUACGGCUUGGUUCCUUCAGAAGAGUCCUGCUCAUGAAAAGAGAGGAGGAAAUUACAAGGACUAAAACUAGGCACUGUGUGUCUGUCAACUGGUGUGACCUUGUUUAAUGAGGUCAUCGGGGCCACUUCUAAAGAUUUAGCCUCUUUGAGUCUUGGAGCUCCCAAGGAAAUCUUAGACUCUGCUUGUCUGAAGUUAUAUGGACUGAUUGUUUCCAUUGAAUUGAUGGAAAAAGAGACACAAUUACAAUCAGUGUUUGUUUUAUAAGUUCUUGAGAACAGUCUUGUUCUGACAUUGGAAUAAGUGGUUUACUUUUGGGAAAGUGGUCUUAGCAUUUGCUUCUCUUUCCUUCAAAGGUUUGAGUUCUGGAGAGCUCUUCCAUCUGGGCCCUUGGUUGGUAGCAUGGGUAAGGGGCUUGAGAAUGUUAAUAUUAACACCAAGUGACCAAAGUCACUUGGGAUUUAUUUACUGCUGGGGUUGGAACUUAAAAUAAAAUCUCAAAAGGCUUA
This is a messenger RNA of Antechinus flavipes (yellow-footed antechinus), 1343 nucleotides long. It is a transcript of the gene YRDC, whose product is annotated as yrdC N6-threonylcarbamoyltransferase domain containing. Gene Ontology annotation, molecular function: tRNA binding; double-stranded RNA binding; nucleotidyltransferase activity. Lineage: Eukaryota; Metazoa; Chordata; Mammalia; Dasyuromorphia; Dasyuridae. The transcript is spliced from 6 exons. The coding region runs from base 28 to 873 and encodes 281 amino acids. Gene Ontology annotation, biological process: regulation of translational fidelity. The record is from RefSeq and is a predicted model, not a curated record. Gene Ontology annotation, cellular component: cytoplasm.